CGUCCGAGCAGACGAUUGCAUAAAAUUUCAGUUGCCAACAUGGCUUUAAAAUUGAGUGGUGUGCUGAAUCAAUGGAAGAAUUUCGACUUGCCGACCGUACAGCGGGAGCUGGACGUCGAAGCGGCAGAAGUGGGACGGCGCCAGGAUGAAAGUGAAGCGGCCCGCAAGCAACUCAUCGAGCAGAGUCGCGAAUUCAAAAAAACAGCCACUGAGGAGACGAAAGGUCAAGUGGCUCCGUUGCUGAAGAGCUUCCAAUCUGAGAUCGACAAGUUGAGUCAACGAAGCAAAGCUGCCGAAGUUGCCUACCUCGGAUUAUACAAGAAAUUAACUGACGUCACCGAUCCGGUUCCUCUAUUGGAAAUGACCAAUGGGCUGCAGGCCAAAGCGGCCCGGAUGCAGGACGUCGAUCUCGAAGUGAAGCAGCUGCGCGAGACGUUGGCCGAGUACAACGAGGAAUUCCGCCAAGUCCGCAAUCAAGAAGUGACAAUCAAGCAGCUGAAGGAAAAGGUCCGCCAAGCUGAAGAAUCCCUGGAACUAAUAGUUCAGGCACGACUGGCGGAACACGAGGACGGCCUACGGAGCCAGUUUGAGGAGAGGGAGCGCGAGUUGGUCGAUUUGAACCAACUGACGGCUCGCCGUUUGGCCGAAGCCGAAUCGAAACUCGCCGCCCAACAAGCCACUGUCACUGAACUGCAGUCGGAGCUGUUCGACGCCAAAGCCGGAGCUGAAGUCAUUUCCCAUGCGAAGCUCGACGAAAUUGAAAUAUUAAUGCAGGAUCUGGAUCGAUCUAAUCAGCGCGCUGUUUUGGCCGAGAAGGAAUUGUCUGUCCUCAAAGAACAAUUUGAGAGAGCUGAAGAGAGCAGUAAGCGGCAGCGGCUUAGCAGCGAUCAGGCCAAUGAAGCUCCACCUCCACCCAUCAUGGACACGCCCCUCGACGUGAUGGGCAGACCUUCAUUACUCGAACUCGCCGCCAAGGAAAAAGAGGUCCAAACGUUGAUCGAGGACGUACAAAAGUUGCAGUCGACUCUGAACCAGUUGCGCGAAUCUUCCGCCCGCCAGCUGUCACAUUUUGAGGAAGAGUUACAGGUGCGCGGCCGACACAUCCAGCGAUUGGAAGCUCAGCUCGAAGCGCAAAAAGAUUACCAGGAAAUCCGUCGCGAACUCAGCCGUAAAUAUGUCGCCCUCCUUCAAGACCCCCACGAUGGCAACGACAGUGGAAUAUUCCUCAUUGUAUUUGUGGUAUCCACUUCCGCAUUGGCUGGCGGCAACAAACCGUUGGAGGUUUUGCUGCUGGAACGCAAUAAAGCCCUACAGUCGGAGAACACGGCCCUCAAAGUGGCCAACAGUGAGCUGCAAGGAGAAGAAGAGAAAACAGUGACACUUCCGCUGGAAGAAACUUCACCUCCAUCACCUCCACCGUCGUCUUCCUCGUCGGCAUCGCCCGGUCCGGCCGCAUUGUCUUCCAGCGGCGCCAUCGACGCCGGCACGGCCAACGACAACAACAACAAGAGCAAAGCGACAGAUUGCCAGCAAGGCGAUCGUUCCGCGAACAACAACAACAACAACAACAACAUCGAGGACGACGACGACGACGACGAGGACAACGACAUGCCAUCGUCGACGAGACUCGGUUUGAACAGCCCGAUGGCGGCGGCGGCGGCAGCAGCCGCCGCGGCCGCGUCGGCAUCGGUCGGCGCUCACGUCGGACCGCCACCGCCAUUUUCGCCUUUCGUCGGCGCCUCAUCUCUGGUCGGUCCGCGACACCUGCCGCCCGUCUUCCAUCCGGUUUUGGGCCUCGGGUCGCUCGGACAUUUCUUCAACGAGGACAUGCUGCUCCACUGGCGGAGAUCACUCGAAGCUUCCAUGCUCAGCCACCACCAGCAGCAACAGCUGCAACAACAUCAACAACAACAACAACAACAACAGCAACAGCAACAACAAGAGCGACGCUUGACGUCGCCCGAUCGCGCCAGAGCCUCCAGUCCGGGCAGCGACAACGGCGCGGAAGAAAACAACAGCACCUUGUUCGGCCAGCGGACGCCGACGAGAACGACGACGGCCGACGGGCCGUCGACUACGCCAACGACGGCACCCCGAUGCCCUUCUACGCCGAGCGGCCAGCAGGGGCAGCAAGUCAACGCGUCGACGCCCAAUUCUUGCGGUAUUACCACACUACCGGGCUGGCCUAGCUGGGAAGAUUCGCAUCUUGCCCGGCUCCAGCAAGAGUUCAUCACCCGCGGAGGCGUCUACCCGGGAUUCGGCGGCCCGGGCAGCGGCAACGGCGGAAUGGGCAACGGCAGCGAAGGCGGCGAGCCGUCAGCCGCCGCUUUGGCCUCGCUUAUGUCCCUACCGGAAGGAUUGACUUCGCUGCUGGCCAAGAGCAACCCGCUCGAGGCCCGGCUCCAGGAAAUGCUGCGCGCCACCAUGGAGCGCUACGCCAGCCAAGCGCUGGACACUUUGGCCAUAUCGCGCGGCGUCCGCGAGCUCCUCUCGAUGCACAACAUUGGCCAGCGUCUCUUUGCCAAGUUCGUGCUGGGCUUAUCUCAGGGCACCGUCUCUGAGCUCCUGUCCAAGCCGAAACCGUGGGACAAGUUGACGGAGAAAGGCCGCGACUCUUACCGCAAGAUGCACGCGUGGGCCUGCGACGAGGCCGCCAUCCUCCUCCUCAAAUCUCUGAUUCCUCGCAAAGGAAAGGAAACGGGCUCGUCAGUGGCGACCAAGACGGAGGAGAGCUCCGUUACCGAGGAACGGAUCGCCCACAUCCUGCACGAGGCCAGCGCCGCACUACGGGCGCAACAAGUCGACGACUCUGGGAGCGACGAGAGCAAACCGCCCAGCCAAACACAGACUCCAUCACCCGGACCCAAAGUGGAACCGAUCUGCCCGUCGGCUGGAGCCAAUGCCACAUCAACGUCUAGUGCCACGACGACCACUACGACGCCGACUUCUUCGUCUAGCCAUCACCACCACCACAACAACAACAACAACAACAACAACAAUAGUAGUAGCAGCAGCAGCGCUAACCUCUUGUUGCAACAACAACAACAGCAACAGCAACAGCAGCAACGUCGCGGACGCAAGCCGGACCACGACGACAUUUCACAGGAGCAAGUGCUGCGCAUCUAUCACGACGAGCUGGCGAAAAUGAUGUCGGGCGGAUCGCCCGCUUUCAAUCCGGCCGCUUUCAAUCCGGCCCACCUAUCCGGAUUAUCGGCCCUGGCAGCCGGUGGCGGUUCCAGAGCCAUGGCGUCCAAUCUCCGCGACUACAAUAGAUCGUACACUAGCGCACUCUUUGAGCGGACGCCCGAAGAAAUUCGCAUGGCCCUCGAUGUCUAUCAACAGGAGCUCAACCGGUUGAUGCAGCCGCCGUCGUCGUCCAACGCCAACGCGACAUCGACGACGACGGCCACAGCCGCCGGCCAUUUGACGUCGACGCCCGUCGGCAGCGCCGGAAGCCAACAUCAAUCGACGACAACAAUGAGCGGCGGCGCACACGUCAGCAACGGUUUCCCUCAAGACCUGUCGCUGCCCAAGAGCGCCACGGGCGCCGGAAGCGCGCGGAGCGACGAGGAAAGCUCGGAGCGGGACGUGGGCAAAAUGAGAUCGGCCGUCGGCUCGUCGGCCAAUCACAAAUCGCUGCUGCUCGCGCCGGCCGCCGAGAAUGGCGAGCGCAGCAAGAGCGUGGCCGGAGAGGCGGCCAACAGCAGUUUGGCGCUGCACAGUUCGUCGAAAUCGACGGACAAUGCGAUCGGUAGCCUCUACAUGCCUCACUCGUUGCACAACAUUCUUCGGCCGUCUUCGAGCCUGUCGCCGGACGAGUCCAAUACGGCGACGACAGGAGCCGCCGGAAGUGGCGCUGCCGGUGGGGGCGUCGCGGCUGGCAAUGGCGGCGUGGCUUCGCCGCUCCAGCGCAUCGCCUCCAUCACCAAUUCGCUAAUGUCGCAGCCGGCCAACCCGACUCUGCCGCAAGUGACGCAGCGGCCGAUGAAAGCCAUCCUGCCUCCCAUCACCCAGCAACAGUUCGACACGUACCAGAACCUCAACACGGAAGACAUCGUCAAAAAGGUGAAAGAACAGCUGAGCCAGUAUUCUAUUAGCCAGCGGUUGUUUGGCGAGUCGGUGCUGGGCCUCUCUCAGGGAUCCGUGUCGGACCUGCUGGCCAGGCCUAAACCGUGGCACAUGCUGACUCAGAAAGGGCGUGAACCGUUCAUCCGGAUGAAGAUCUUCUUGGAGGACGAGAACGCCGUGCACAAGUUGGUGGCGUCCCAGUACAAAAUCGCGCCGGAGAAACUGAUGCGGACGGGCGGCUAUUCGGGAUCAUCACAAUCGGCUUUGAAGAAUUCGGUGGUAAAGAUGAUGACACCGACGUCGAUGCCGGCCACGUCGCCGGCCAUGUCGGUCGGUGUCAAUUCAGCUGGUGGUAUGGAUCUAUCGCCCAACAGCCUCGCCCAUUCGGCCAUGGCUCUUCACGGCCUCAGAGGUCCCGCCAGCGCGCUCGCAUCGCUGACACACGGAGCCGGAAUGGAUUUGAAUUCGUCCUUAUCCGGGCGGUCGAGUCCCAUCCCGACUGGCUUGACGUAUGGCGCUACGUUGGCCCAUUUCAUGUCUGCCCAGUCGAGCCUCAAUCAGCGCAGCCUCGCGUCUCAGAUAGCCCAACAUCAACAACAACAACAACAACAACAUCAACAACAAUUGCAUCCGUCUCCAGUUCUGAUCAAGAGCGAGAAGAAUUCCGGCUCCACUUCCGUCGGCAAAUCAUUGUCCGGCGCGCAGCUGGGCGGCCAUAAUAACAAUGCGACUAGCAACGGCACGACGCCCAGUCCGAUGGACGACAAUUCAACGCCAUCAGCCGGCCACGGUUUAUCCGGAUCGGGCAUUCCCACCUUGGCGGCCUACUCCCUGCCGGCCCACAGCGUCUACGAGUUAGCCGCUUUGACGCAAGACUUGGACACUCAGGGAAUGACGACCAAGAUCAAGGAAGUCCUCCUGGCCAACAACAUUGGACAAAAGAUUUUUGGCGAAGCCGUGCUGGGCUUGUCGCAGGGAUCCGUCUCCGAGUUGCUCUCCAAGCCGAAACCGUGGCACAUGUUGAGCAUCAAGGGCCGGGAGCCGUUCAUCCGCAUGCAGUUGUGGUUGAGCGACCCGCGCAACAUCGAACACAUCCAGCGCCUCAAGACGGAGCGACGGGAAGCCGGUAAACGGCGACGCGAUUUGGGUUUCCCCAUGGGCCCCAAUGACGUCGCUCCCAAUUCAAACGCGUCCAGCAACACCAACUCGUUUAUGGGUGGCGACAAUUCGAGCAACGACGGCUCGAUGGGCGGCAGUCCGUCACCGUACGGCGGGCAGAACCAUCAAGCGACGUCGUUGACGACGGGCGCCGGCGCCUCGCUGUCCUCCUCGUCGCCGUCACCGGCCAAGAAGCAGAGAAUCCUCUUUUCUGACCAGCAAAAGGAGGCCCUGAAGCUGGCCUUCAGCCUGGACCCGUAUCCCAGCACGUCGGCCAUGGAAUUCCUGGCCCAGGAGUUGAACCUGUCGACGCGCACCAUCACCAACUGGUUCCACAACCACCGAAUGCGCCUCAAGCAGCAACAGUCCAACUCGUUGGAUUGCUCGGCCAAGGAGGAGAUCUCGUCGUCCGCUUCGCCGGCCGCCACGCUCAACGGCGGCGGCGGCGGCGGCGGCCGUGAAAGUUCGGGACAAUUUGAUCCCAUCCACUUCCGCUUGCUCUUCCAUCAGCGCCUCUUUGAAAUGCAAGUGGCCGCCGGCGAUGCGGACGCUUCGGGACACCACGCGGCCGCCACAGGUGGUGGCAGCGGUGGCAGCGGUGGCAGCGGUGGCCAUCACCCUGGCCCUGGAGCGGGCGGCAUGAAUUUGCCCGCUUCCCUGGCCGGCUUGCCUCCUCAAUUGGCCGGCAAUUUGAACAUGAUGGCCUCGCUGGGCAUGCCGUAUCCUUUCUACGCCACUGGCAUGCUGUCGCAAUUCUGCAUGGGUCUCGGCAAUCCUUCGCCGGACAUGGCGCCGGGAGCCGAAGGACUGGACUUGACUUUGGCCCGGCAGCGCGCCGCGGCCCUCGCUCACAGCGAUUCCGAAGCCGAAGACAGCGACUGCGAAUCGGACACGUCGAGCCGGACGGGGCCGACGACGACGACGACGACGGCGCACCGACGCGACGCUCGACCGCCCGCCAAGAUGGCCAGCCCGUUAAUGACGGCCAUGGCUUCGGCCAAGACGACGGGUGGCGGCAAUCACCUGAGCGUGUCGUCGCAGGAGGAGCCGGCCGCGCAGGCGGCCAGAUCGUCUCGUCGGAGCCGGAAACCGGCCGCCCCUCAGUGGGUGAACCCUCACUGGCAGCAGAGCUCUGCCGGACGUGAACGCGACCGUGUCGAAUCGGAGGAUCGGGACAGUAGCGAAGAGCGCGACAAGAAGAAGAGCAAACUGUUGUCUUCUCGCUUCCAUCACAGCGUCGACGCCAAUUUGAAUAAUUUCGUCGAGGCGGACGCUAAAGCGGCCGGCGGCCGGAGUUCGGCCGACGACGACAAGUACGACAACGACGAGGACGAAGACGAUGAGGAAGACGAGUCGGCCAGCAACAAAUUGAGCCAUCGGCACAUGAGUCCGUCUCGUCGUUCGUCACCUUCCCCUUCGCCCUCCUCCGAUGAGGAGAAGAUGGACGACGAUGAGGAAGCCAAAGACGAUGAUAACAACGAACAUUCUUAACAGCCCCCCCACUACCCCGCCCACUACCCCCCAUCUCCGAUCGCAAGACACUUUCGGUGUGGCGGUUAGUGUGUGUGUGCGUGCGUGUGUGUGUGUGUGUGUGUGUGUGUGUCUUUAGUGAAGCGAUGGCCCUACACCAAGUUGGGAAGCUGAACUUGUCCGUCUAGACGUUUCUGUGCUCCAUCGCCUUUCUCAUCACGCAAACUACCAAUCUCCAAACGCGCCCCUCGCCCUUGUCCUCCACUUCCUCCUUCAGUGUCUCCCGUUUUAUCUAAUGUGAGAAAAAGACAAACAGAGAGAGAGAGAGAGAGAGAGAGAGAGAGAGAGAGAGAGAGAACAAAACGGUUCAACACAGCCGGAAAAUUUGGGGUUUGGUUUUUUUUUUUUUUUUCGGUUUUAAAUAAUUUAUAUUUAAAAAAAAAAUUCAAUGAAUCGUGUUUUCUUUAGUCAGAGCAACUUGUGCGCGC
This is a messenger RNA of Daphnia carinata, 7184 nucleotides long. Its product is annotated as homeobox protein cut-like. The transcript has 19 exons. Gene Ontology annotation, molecular function: DNA-binding transcription factor activity, RNA polymerase II-specific; DNA binding. Bases 40 to 6717 code for a protein of 2225 amino acids. Lineage: Eukaryota; Metazoa; Arthropoda; Branchiopoda; Diplostraca; Daphniidae. The record is from RefSeq and is a predicted model, not a curated record. Gene Ontology annotation, biological process: regulation of DNA-templated transcription.